Molecule: messenger RNA, 1730 nt
Organism: Protomyces lactucae-debilis
Lineage: Eukaryota; Fungi; Ascomycota; Taphrinomycetes; Taphrinales; Protomycetaceae
Product: putative stearic acid desaturase
Exons: 1
Coding region: 167-1615 (482 amino acids)
Biological process (GO): unsaturated fatty acid biosynthetic process
Cellular component (GO): endoplasmic reticulum membrane
Molecular function (GO): stearoyl-CoA 9-desaturase activity; iron ion binding
Source: RefSeq, a predicted model, not a curated record
CUCGAGCCAGGCGACGACGAGGCCAAAGGCUCAGGGACACGCAGCCAAACAGGGCCAGCAGGGGACAGACCAGGUGGCAGUGUGGCAAACUCGAAGGGACGCGACCGUGUAUAUAAGAAGGCGACAGGGCCCCUCAAUUAUAUAGUCAUUCGCCAUAUCUUCAAAGAUGACCGAUAUCAACCAGGUCCCUAAGCCUAUGGACAUCACUGAAACCCCUGUCGAUGGCGGCGUCGACAAGCCCAUUGACAAGGAUGCUGGCAUUCUUGCUGGCGCAGGCAUUACAAAGGCCGCACCCGCACACAUCAUUGACCAGCCAUGGACCACCAGCAAUUGGUACCAGCACCUCAACUGGCUGCACAUACCACUUCUUGUCGUGGUGCCAAUGAUUGGCAUUUACGGCGCAUUGACAACUGAGCUGCAGAUGAAGACGGCCAUCUGGUCUGUGCUUUACUACUUCCUCACUGGCCUUGGCAUUACCGCUGGAUACCACCGAUUCUGGGCACACAGGUCUUACACUGCUUCAUUGCCCCUUCGAUUUGCGCUUGCUGCCUUUGGUGGCGGUGCCGUUGAGGGAUCCAUCAGGUGGUGGUCGCGCGAUCACCGUGCUCACCACCGAUACACCGACACAGAGAAGGACCCAUACUCCGUCCGCAAGGGCUUCUGGUACUCCCACCUCGGCUGGAUGAUUCUCAAGCAAAACCCAAAGAAGAUUGGCCGUACGGAUAUCGCCGACCUCAACGCUGACCCAAUUGUCAUGUUCCAACACACACACUACGGCAAGGUUGCUCUCUUCAUGGGAUUCAUCUUUCCAACACUUGUUGCUGGACUUGGCUGGAAUGAUUGGCGCGGUGGAUACUUUUACGCCGGUGUCUUGCGUCUCGUCUUUGUUCACCAUGCUACAUUCUGUGUCAACUCACUUGCUCACUGGCUCGGUGACCAACCAUUCGAAGACAGGCACUCUCCUCGCGACCACAUCCUGACUGCUUUUGCAACAUUGGGAGAAGGCUACCACAACUUUCACCACUCUUACCCAUCAGACUACCGCAAUGCUAUUCAAUGGUGGCAGUACGACCCUACCAAGUGGCUCAUUCAAGUCUGCAAGGCUCUCGGUCUUGCUUCUGAUUUGAAAGAGUUCUCAUCCAACUCUAUUGGCCAAGCAAAAGUCAUGAUGGCGCAAAAGAAGCUCGAUCGUCAACGCGCCAAGCUCGACUGGGGUAUCCCUGUUGACCAAUUGCCAGUGUGGGAAUGGUCAGAGUUCCAGGCUGCUACGGCCAAGGAUGCUGAAGACCGCAAAAAUCUCAUUCUCGUUGCUGGUAUCGUGCACGAUGUUACCAACUUUAUUGGACAACACCCAGGUGGCCAAGCACUCAUCAAGUCACAGAUUGGCAAGGAUGCAACUGCUGCAUUCAAUGGUGGUGUGUAUGAUCACUCUCUCGGUGCACACAACUUGCUCGGUUCCAUGCGUGUUGCUGUUGUGCGCGGUGGUAUGAAAGUGGAAGUCUGGAACACAGAGCGCAAGGAGGUUGCAAGGGAUAGCAAUGGCGCUGUCAUCAACCGCUCAGAUUUCUUGCCAACCAAGGUCUCUGAGCCCGUUGAGGGCAACCGUGCUGCGUGAGUAGUCUUGCUGAAUUGCACUUGCUCUCUUCCCUUCUCCUCUUUUUGUAUUCUUCCAUACCCACUGAUGACCAAGCUUUAGAAUUUAUAGAAAAUCUAUUGACAUGUACACGCUU